Messenger RNA from Nomascus leucogenys (northern white-cheeked gibbon), 3211 nucleotides. RefSeq names its product centrosomal protein 19 (gene CEP19). Lineage: Eukaryota; Metazoa; Chordata; Mammalia; Primates; Hylobatidae. Gene Ontology annotation, cellular component: centrosome; ciliary basal body; centriole. The record is from RefSeq and is a predicted model, not a curated record. The coding region runs from base 1450 to 1953 and encodes 167 amino acids. Gene Ontology annotation, biological process: microtubule anchoring at centrosome; trans-Golgi to periciliary membrane compartment transport. The transcript has 2 exons.
UGUUAAAUUUGAACGUCAGGAAAUAGCUUGUAUGAUACAGUAUGUAUGAAACAUACUAUAAACUAUAUGCCUAGAAAAAAGACUGGACACAAUCAAGGGUGAUUAUUUUCUAUAUGUCUCCCCUCUCCUUUGCCCCCAGUAUUCUACAAUGAACGUGUAUAAUCACUGCUAAGUAUUUUAUAAAAAGUAUGUUCCUAAUAGUGAUUCUCCAGCAGAACUGAGUUCACGAAGAUAUCAUCACCCUCUGCCACUUUACCUCAAUGUUUCUUGACAUUUACAAAUCAUUCUGAGAAUGUCACAGUCACAUCUAAAGCAGUGCUUAGGAUUAAGUGUAUUAUUUGGGCAUUGAGGGUGGGGAAAGGAAGAGAGAAUAGUAAGUAUUCAUCUACAAAUAGCUGUGUUUCUUGUAGCUAGAAAAAUAUCAUAUAGUGAGACACACAGGCCAAAAUAAAAGCCCUGCAGACGUUACUGACUCUUGUGUAUGAAGAAGCUGAUAUAUGUGAUGUAUAUGAUGUAGCUGCAGACAUUACUGACAUGUAUAUGAAGAAGCUGAUUCUGCAGCAGGUCUGCUUUUUGAUCAGGAUUCUAGACUGUAAAUGCUUACGAAAAUGUACAGGGACCAUCAUGUUAAUUCAUAGCAUUAAACAAUUUAUGGAAUACCUACUACGUUCCAAGUAUUAUGCUGAGAUAUUGUGUAGAAAAAUGAAUAUGCCCCCCACCCUCAUGCAGCAUAUUGACUAGAAGGGAAGAUAGAUGAUUAAAUAAAUAAUAACAAAAAACUAGUAAAAUAAUUGGGAAAGUACAAAGGAGACAGCUCUGGACUGGUGAACCUCUCAGGACAAAAUGAUUAAGGUUAAGAAACUUACCUUAUCAUGGUACCUUGAUACGGAGGAUGCUUGAUAUGCCCUUUCUUAAUUGAUAAAUAGUAAAGACCCUAUAGGUCAGCUAUUAGGCUGACUUAGGGGUUCGUAUCUGAUCUUCAGUAAGAGUGCAGCACACUAAGAGGUUCCAACUGGAUUGCAUCCCCAGAUUCACAUAUGAACAAGUCUACAUCCUUGAGAAAACCAGAGAGUUGCAGGGGUCCAACAGAUUGAAACUAACCCAGGGCCAAACUGAACUUUGAGGGCAGCUCUCAAAAUAACUGAGCUUUGUGGUCGCUUCAGCGCACAUACGCCAAAAUUGGAAUGAUACAGAGAGGAUUAGCGUGGCCCCUGCGCAAGGAUGACACACAAAUUCAUGAAGCAUUCCAUAUUUUAAUUUAAAAAAAAAAUAACGAGCUUCACAGGCUGAGGAUGUGUGGCCAGAGCGGGACUAGAACCAGAUCUUCCGGGGCAAAGGGGCGAGGGGAAUGAAUGACAUUUAUCCAACACCUAGUUGUUUUUUCCCUUUAGCAGGAAGUCAUUAUGCAACUUGCACAUAUUCAUCAGAUUUCCUCUGACUUACCCGGACAUGUACGUGGGAAUGAUGUGCACUGCCAAGAAAUGUGGGAUUAGGUUUCAGCCUCCAGCUAUUAUCUUAAUCUAUGAGAGUGAAAUCAAAGGGAAAAUUCGCCAGCGCAUUAUGCCAGUUCGAAACUUUUCAAAGUUUUCAGAUUGCACCAGAGCUGCUGAACAAUUAAAGAAUAAUCCACGACACAAGAGUUACCUGGAACAAGUAUCCCUGAGGCAGCUAGAGAAGCUAUUCAGUUUUUUACGAGGUUACUUGUCGGGGCAGAGUUUGGCAGAAACAAUGGAACAAAUUAGAAGGGAAACAACCAUUGAUCCUGAGGAAGACCUGAACAAACUAGAUGACAAGGAGCUUGCCAAAAGGAAGAGCAUCAUGGAUGAACUUUUUGAGAAAAAUCAGAAGAAGAAGGAUGAUCCAAAUUUUGUUUAUGACAUUGAGGUUGAAUUCCCACAGGACGAUCAACUGCAGUCCUGUGGCUGGGACACAGAGUCAGCUGAUGAGUUCUGAUACCAAACAUGCAAAACAUGCAUUGGGCUAGCAGAAUAUCCAUGUUUAUUACCAGACUGGUUCUGGAAAAAGCCGUAAAGAAUACUAAAUAUGUUGGGUUGUAGGGGAUUGACCAUGUUACUUUUCAAAACCAGGACAUUUAAAGUAUCUACUAUGUAGGUGCAUGAGGAAUAUGGGAAAAACAGAAUAAAGGAAUCUGCCUUUAAGGAGCUUACAAUCACGCCGGGCGCGGUGGCUUGAGCCUGUAAUCCCAGCACUUUGGGAGGCUGAGGCGGGCGGAUCACCUGAGUCAGGAGUUCGAGACCAGCCUGGCCAACAUGGUGAAACCUCGCCUCUACUAAAAAUACAAAAAUUAGCCAGGCGUGGUGGUGGGUGCCUGUAAUCCCGGAUACUCAGGAGGCUGAGGCAGGAGAUUCGCUUGAACCCGGGAGGCGGAGUUUGCAGUGAGCGAAGAUCGCGCCAUUGUACUCCAGCCUGGGCGAUGAGCAAAACUCCAUCUCAAAAAAAAAAAAAGCUUACAAUCUAACUGGAAGAUGUCAAAACCUGUGAAAAGCUAAUUAGCAGUAUUAAGCAACACAAACAUUAGAGCCAAAUGCAUGACAAAGGCUACAGAAGGCCAGAGCAUAUAUUACUGUAGAGUAGAAUAGUAAGGGAAGACUUUGUCCUUUAAUAAAGAGAUAGGAGUUGGCCUGGCCCUUGAAGUAGUUUAGGUAGAUGCUUGUGUAGGAUUCCUGAUAAGAGCAACUGAAAAGAAGGAGAGGGGAAGUAGUAAAGGGACAAGAAACAGAAUUUUUUUUUUUUGAGGAACCAUAAGCAAAUUAUAGUUUGACAAGAAUGGGGGACAUAUAUUGUUACCAGGGAAUUACCUCAUGUGUUAUAUCUUUAUAUGUAUUUAUCUCUGGAAAAGAGUGCCCUGCAAAAUUCCCUACAGCUGCAAGCAGAUGUCACUUGAUGGACAGAGGGGAAUUCUGCCCCUCCGGUAUCAGGAAAUAUAUACUAAAGACAUUGUGAAACGCUGAACCUCUUCCCAUAAAUAAAAGGUUUGUUUGUAAAAUGGGAAAUCCACCCAUAAUAAAUGAACAAUAGGCACUGCCAGUUUAGGCCUGUUCAUGAAUGGAUCUGCAAGAGAGCAUCUUCGUUUAACAACAUUAUCUGUGAUUUGAUACAUUUAUCCUUAUUACAAUAUUGUUUAAUUGGUAGAAAUUCUGUUUUCUACAGGGAAAUUGAUGUUUAUUAAAUAAAACAAAAUAAUUACUCA